Diachasma alloeum is the source of this 2188-nucleotide messenger RNA. RefSeq lists its product as uncharacterized. Bases 100 to 708 code for a protein of 202 amino acids. The record is from RefSeq and is a predicted model, not a curated record. Lineage: Eukaryota; Metazoa; Arthropoda; Insecta; Hymenoptera; Braconidae. The transcript has 2 exons. Gene Ontology annotation, molecular function: metal ion binding.
CUAGUCUUACGACAGAUGAGGUUAUUUCGCUGUAUUUUGAGGGGCUCUCAUGGAUUAGGGUUAGGGUCACAAGGGUUUCCAAGGGUUUAACCGGGUAAUAUGGCUUCCUUGGUCGCUGAUUACGGCACAUCUUCGGGAUCUGAGAGUGAGGACGACUGCAGUGAUAACGUGUCUAGGGAUGAGGCAGAAGAUGAUGAGGAGAACCUAAAGAGUGAUCCCGAGGUGUCGAACCACUCCAGCAUCCCAAAACUUCCAUUACCAACUCCCGACUUCAACGGGACGCCCACAUUGAAGACGUCGGUCUUCAUAAAUCCCUUCGUGGAGGCUGAAAAAGCGAAGAGUGCGAUAUUGGAGAAGCACGUGAAGAUGACGCCGACCCUGGACGACACCAAGAUGAUCAAUGGGAGGAAGAUCUGCUGGAAUUACAGGAAGGGGAGGUGUCGUUUUGGGCACAACUGCACAUUUGCUCAUGACUCGGACCUCCACAGGAGUGCAGCCGAGCUGGAGUCGAGUCGAGCACCUGAGGAGACUAUCAUAUGCCAGACGAAUUUCCAUAAUCAGGGGGGACACGAGGAGGACGAUGAGGUGGAUCAGGAGAAUAAUCUGACCAAGAGGAAGAAGCGACCGGGUCUGGCGCAGAACCUCGUACCUGGGAAGAAAGUCUUGAAGAUGUACAAAGCACAACAGGCCAAGGCUGUCGGUAGAUAGAUGCAGUUUUUUAGGAUUUAGGGGGUCUUGGGGGCGCAAUUGUGCAUUUUUUUAAAUGGGGGUUUUCGAGGGGCACUUUGAUGAUUUUCAGUUGAUGAUUGGGGAAUCGAUGAGGGUGUUUUGAGUCGUUGGGUGAUUAUGAAAUUAUCUUUUUUUGUGGGUGAGGGAAUUUUCUGCGUAAAAAUUGUCUUGAAAUUUUUAGGUAAACGUAAUUGUUUUUAGGCGAUUAACCAACUAAGUCGGUAAAUUCCACUUGAUUGGGAUUCAUGCGGGGAUUUAAUGAAUAUCAAGAGUCAUUCUGAAUUGUCAGUAAUAUUCACCAAUAGUGGAUUUAAUCGAUCAUUUUUUAUUAUGUUGCAAUCCCAAAAAUGUCAUCGUAUUCAACAAAAUUCUCCAGUCAAUGAAUCAAUCUCACCUCUUCCCAAAAUCUUCAAUAUAAAUGACAAAAAACGUCUCUUGACAUUUUCCCCCAAAACCACUCAUUAUUGAGAUAAUUUCAUAAUUAACAAAUCGACAAAUUCCACUUGAAUGGGAUUCAUAAAGUUCAGGGGAUGAUUCCAUUCGAUUUUAAUGUCAUUGUACCCCCAUAAUUACUCAUUACUGUAUUAAUCCGAACAAAAACGAAAAUAUUGGGCCCAGCUGCAUGAAAAUCAUGUGAAACGCACGACUUAAAAUUGAAGAAAACCCCAAAAUGUAAGACAAAACGUCUCCCAAAGCCCCUGGAGACACUGGCGAGGUUGUGGAACCGACGUACCAUAGUUCAUUGCUUCCAAAUAACUCCAAAUCACAGAUAAACAUAAAUAAUCAUAAGGUGGAUCUACGUAACUAUUGUGAACGAAUAUUUGCACUUUUACCAAAUACCGUAGGGCAGAUUUUGAGAUAUAAUGAUGUUUUUUCCGAUUAUUCAUUGAUAAUCUUCCUGAUGAUUAGCAGGCGAAUGGUGGAUUCUGGGAGUAAAUGGGGAAAUUCCAUCAUUAAUCAUGCAAUUUUAUCAAAUCACUUCGCCCUUCAACUCCCAAAUCCCCGCGAUAUGAAAGUUUCUGUACAAUUUUUCAAUGUUCCGAGGACAUUUACUACUUCCAGACUCUUCUAGAAUUUUACAAUGUUAUUAUUGAUUCAUCAAUAACUAAUAAAUAAUAAUUAGACACGCAAUCCAAUGAAACAAACAGACCAGUAAAAAUAGGAUUUCUUCAAUUUUCUUUCCAUUUUAAUUCCGAUGCUGUCGAUAUCUUCCGCAGAGAACAUAGAAUAAAUCCUCCCAGAGUAGAAGAUAAUUUUUUUUCAUCCCCGUAAACAAUUUCUAAAAUUUAACGAAUGAGAAAAUCAAACUGGAAAUGAUGUUUUCCACGAGUAUUACUAAUUAAUAAACAAAUUAAUUAAUUAUACAAAUUAAUGUGCGGACUUAUUGGUCGAGACGUUCCAUCAUUGUAUGACAAAUUUUAAACAAUUUAAUUAAUAAAGUAUAUAUGAAUAGUUGAAA